Sorghum bicolor (sorghum) is the source of this 1640-nucleotide messenger RNA. Its product is annotated as BTB/POZ and MATH domain-containing protein 2. The record is from RefSeq and is a predicted model, not a curated record. NCBI's taxonomy places the organism in Eukaryota, Viridiplantae, Streptophyta, Magnoliopsida, Poales, Poaceae. Gene Ontology annotation, molecular function: protein binding. The transcript is spliced from 2 exons. Gene Ontology annotation, biological process: protein ubiquitination. Bases 276 to 1361 code for a protein of 361 amino acids.
UUUUUGGGUAAGACGAGAAUGUCCUUCUAUGGGAAGGAGGGAGUAUUUUGGAGGUCGGUGUGAACAGUUUAUAUAUGGCAAAAGAAAUAUCGGAAUCAGGAUUAUCAACGACACCAGCAAAUCCCGAAAAUAAGUGGGGAAAAAUAGGAACUCGCCACCUGCAGUCUCAUUGACUUCGUCGGUUGACCCUCGUCCCCUCCGCCGCCGCUGCUGCGAGCCGCCACCCGGGACGACGAAGAUCGCUUUCCACCGUCCUCUCUUAAGCCGCAGGCCGCAUGAGGAUGUCGGCUGUACCCAAGAAGACAUCGUCGAGAUGCAUCACAGUGGCGGAGACCGGCAGCCACACGUUCGAGAUCGUCGGUUACAGCCUUCAGAAGGGCACCGGCGUCGGCAAGUUCGUCCGCUCCGGCACCUUCACCGUCGGCGGCUAUGACUGGUCCAUCCGCUUCUACCCCGACGGCUCAUCCACCGAUUCGGAAGAGUACGUCACGAUCUGCCUCGAGCUCAUGACCAGCAACGCCACGGCGCGCGCAAGCUACCACCUGCGAUUGGCCAGCCAGCAGUCCCCCCUGUGUUGGUGGGGCUGUAAAAGCGGUCCGAGGCUGUUCAAGUCGUGCGAUGUUACCCGCUUCGGUCCGCGGAACUGGGAUUUCAUACUGAGGUGUGACCUCGAGGAGGAAGAAUCCUGUUACCUUGUCGAUGAUAGCAUCAGGAUCGAAUGUGAAGUUACCGUCAUCAGAGAGCCGCAGCUGUCUGAAACCAGGGUGGAAUCUGAAAUCGAAGUGCCACCGUGUGACAUGAUGGCACAUUUUGGCAAGCUAUUGGAGCAGAAGAAGGGGACAGAUGUCUCGUUCAUUGUGGGCGGUGACUCCUUUGAGGCGCACAAGAUCGUCCUCGUGGCGCGGUCACCUGUCUUCAUGGCUGAGUUCUAUGGCCGAAUGCGCGAGUCAGGAAUGUGCUGUGUGACCGUCCAAGACAUGCAGCCUGAUGUUUUCAGGGCGCUGCUGCACUUCAUCUACACAGAUUCGUUACCUGACAUGGAUGAUCUUGACAGAGAUGAAUACAGCGAGAUGAUCCAGCAUUUGCUUGUGGCUUCUGAUAGAUAUGCCAUGGAAAGGCUGAAGUUGAUGUGCCAAUGUAUCCUUCGUAAAAAUCUUGACGUGGAGACAGUGGCAACUACAUUGGCUUUAGCUGAUCAACAGAACUGUGACGAGCUGAAAGCUGCUUGCAUCGAAUUUAUCAGCUCUUCAAGGGAUGUGAGUGCUUUAGUGGCAACCCAGGGAUACUCAAGUCUUAAAAGAAGCUGCCCUUCUGUCUUGGUAGAUUUAUACGAGAAAACCAGUAAGCUUUUUAAAACUUAGCAAGCUGCUCAUCGUGUACUGAAUUCGACUAGUUAAUUAAUUGUCAGUAGGACAUAUGAGGGGCUUAAUUUAUAGCUACCUGUUUUGGAAGAGCGGCUCUUUAACUUCAGUCAGUGGGUGGUUAGUUCAGUUAUUAGAUUGAGAUGAUCUAGCACUUCCGAAUUCCUUUUUUUUUUUUAUCUUGUUCGACCUGGUACUCUGUCAGACACCAACUUCUCCUGAGUUACACUAUUUAUAUAUACCUUCAAAGUCCUGGGGUCGAUGAAACCCCCAUAAUAA